This is a messenger RNA of Racocetra persica, 480 nucleotides long. NCBI's taxonomy places the organism in Eukaryota, Fungi, Glomeromycota, Glomeromycetes, Diversisporales, Gigasporaceae. The record is from the annotation of a GenBank genome assembly.
GCUUCAGUGCUUGGAUCUGUACUCUCAAAUAUUUUGGUAGUGUUGGGGUCAUGUUUUCUCUUUGGUGGUAUCACUAUUCUUAAAGAAGGUCGUUUAGAACAAAAUUUUGAUUCAACUGCAGCACAAGCAAGUUCAAGUAUGAUAACUUUAGCAUGCAUUGUCUUAAUAGUACCUGCAGCAUUUAGUCUUGCUAUUGAUGGAAAUUCUAAUAAUACUCUCAGCACGACUGAUUCUAGAAUCUUGAAUUUAAGUUAUAGCUCUUCAUUAAAAACCUAUAAAGAUUUAUUCCAAACCAAAGAAAAUGAAGAGCUACAGAUAAGCAAGUAUUUGGCACUAUUUUUGCUAGUUAUAGUGACAGUUGUAACAGCAUUUUCUGCCGAAUUUCUUGUUAGUUCAAUUGAAGGAGUUGUCACGUCUCAUGGUUUAAGCAAAACCUUCAUUGGGUUAGUUUUACUACCCAUUAUUGAAAAUGCUGCUUAG